AAAGGAGGAAAGUACAACAAGAAAGAAGGAAGUAUCGGGAAAUGAGCUUGUUUUCGUGAGUUCUAAGCCGGUAGAAUUUAAAAGGGAUACCUUGCUCAAAGAUGUAUAUCAUCGUUCCAGUUAUGGUCAUAAUAAUUCUAACAGCUGUAUAUUCUUUGGCAGAUGAAUCACAAAAGAAUCCAGUGAUAAGAGAGGAGGCUGGAUCUCCGGUCUCGAACAUAUUCACUCCGGCAGGAGAGAAGCUGACCCUGUCCUGUGAAACGACCGGAGAUAAACCUCCAGACUUCAGCUGCGACAGCCACGACGUUGUCGAGACUCACGUUAGCCACGGCGAUGACACAAUCACGCAAACCAUUACAAUCAGUGUGAAAUCAUCAGUGGACACGUUCAAAUGUCGGUGUUCGGCUUCAAGUUCAACUACAGAGGUGACAGUCAACGUUAAAAAAAGGGACUUGAAGGCGUCCGCAGCGAAAGCCUCCCACGUGUCUGAGAGUCUGACCAAGGAACUUGGAACCGGUCUUACUGUAGUCAUACUGAUCGCAGUGCUCAUGAUUUCCGUCGUUCCGGUGUCGUGGUUCGUCUAUAAAAGCGCAAAACCAUUAACAACUAAAGAAGAAGAUACUCGUUUUCGCCGUAGCUCCAAGUCUGUUGACGCUGAAUCAGUUGGUGUUUAGUGCAACUUUGUUUUACGCUAUUUGUUGAGGUUUGAUUACAGCGCGAACUGGUUACGUCGAAAGGUUAUGAUUUUUAGAUUAACAUAUUUUAACUUUUUUAAACUAUUCUGAAAACAUUUUUUUUUUUAAAUAUCUUUAUUUAUUUAUUCAAAUUAUAUAUAUUUUGCUUCCCAUCUUAACUUUUGAACUAUUCUGAAAAAAUCUCCGAAAAGAAAGAAUGUUUUUUUUUUUUUUUUUUCAAAUUAUAUAUAACUUCCCAUCUUAACUUUUGAACCAUUUUGAAAAAAUAUCCAAAAAGAAAGAAAUUGUAUUUAUUUAUUCAAAUUAUAUAUACUAUCGCUUCCCAUCUUAACUUUUAAAGUAUUCUGGAAAAAUUUCCAUGAAGAAAGAAUGUUUUUUCUAUUAAUUCAGAUUAUAUAUAAUUUCCCAUCUUAACUUUUGACUAUUUUGGGACAAAAAAAAUUCCCAAAACAAAGAAAUGUUUAUUUAUUUAUUCAAAUUAGAUAUAGCUUCCCAUCUUAACAUUCAAACUAUUCUGAAAUAAAUAUAGCAAAAUAAAGAAAUUUUAUUUGUUUAUUCAUAUCUUUUUUAUUACAUGUAAUAUGUCCUCCAAAAUUAUUUAUACUGAUAAGCAUAAAUAACACAAUGAGUAUUUCACUGGAUAUUUUGAAAACAAUACAUAACACUAGAUAUUAAUUUGAAUAAAUACAAGUAUAUGUAUAGUAUUAGUCUUUUCGAUUCUAACAAGGCUUACUAAGAUGGUUUUUAAAUGAAACUGAAAAUUCCCAAAAUUUAGUAAAACGCUAAAAUUCCCAGUCAAAGCCAACUCAAAUUUUAGAAAUAAAAUCCUGCAUUAUAUAUAUUAAUAAUGUAGACAAAUAAUAUAUUGGUGACAACUGUAACUGAAAGGAUAAUUUUGUUCAGAUCAAGGGGGAAAGGGAAUAAAAUGUAUUAAACAAAAAAAAAAGACUGUGUUUAUUGUGCAACAACACAGAAUUGCAUAUGAAAGUUUAUAUUUUAUAGGAUAUUAAACGAGCUUCCAUUUCGUAUCAUGUUUAUGUUUCAAGUGAAAUAAUUUUUAUUUGUCACGAGCUUUAACAAGUGACAGUGGAAAUUAUUUCACGAGGGACAUAAACAUGAUACGAAAUGGUAGCAAGUUUAAUAUCCUAUUUAUUACCCAUAAUCGAUCUUAAUGUAUAUCACUGAACUUGUGUAGUUGACAUUCCUGUAAAGUUGUAGUGUGCCAGUCAAUGACAUUAUCGUGUGACGUCAAAGUGAUAUGUCCCACUUGGCAUUCUAGUGGGACGUAUCACUUUGACAUGUAUCAAGAUAUUUUUAACCAUAAGGGUAUUAAUUUGUGUUGCCUGCGCUCAUCUCCCUAUAAAAGCAAAAAUGUUUUUAUUUUAUUUUUUCACCUGUCUUUUUGCAAUAUACCAUUAUAGUAAUGCAGAAAAAAAUGCUGUUUUAUUGUGCGAAAAAACUAAACAAUUGUUUUGAUUUUUUUCAAACACAUUUUAUUCCUCUUUUCUUUUUCUUCUCUCCCCCCCCCCCCCCCCCUCCCCCGCCCCCCUCAGUUUGUACAAUAACUUCUUUUUAUUACAGUUGUUACCUGUAUCACAUUUGUCUGUAUGCUUAAUAUAUAUGAUAUGACAUUUCUAUAAGAAAAUAUCAAUGAAUUUAAAUACUCAUUAAAAGCCUAUGAAAACUAAAUUGUGAAACAGUAAACACUGUAAUUUUCACAGCAAAUGGACAUGUAAUCAGUUCUGAUAGACAUACACUCCUCAAUAUAUUACUGUAUGUAAGAUUGCAUAAUUGUUUACACAGCUGCCUAAUGCAAGUAUAUAAUUGUGUAGACUGCCUCUAGAGUAUAUAUAUGUAUAUAUAGAGAGAGAGAAUAACUAGUUAAUGACGUCGGAUAUCUACUUAAUUCUGUGAAGGUAAACAUGGGAAAUUCUAUGAGGCUCUGCUGAGCAGAAUUUCUCAUUCAGUCUUAACAGGAAAAGCAUAUAUCCGACAUCAUUAAAAAGUUAUUGUCUUUAUCCUGCAGACCAUAAAAAUUAAGGGGGAAAGUUAUUAUUUGUUAUUUCAGCCAAAUUGUACGAUGACCUAGAUCAAAUGAGCGAUUUUGUAAUGUAGCUAUGCUUGUGACGUCACAUGAGUGGCGUUGAAAGUCCUAUUCUGCUAGUAGCAGGAUAUAUUACUUUGCUUUAUCCGCCAUCAUAUUCUGUCAAUAGAAACGGUGGAUGCAGGAUAAAAUUGUGUAGACUGCCUCUAGAGUAUAUAUAUAUAUAGAGAGAGACAGAAAGAGAGACACACAGAGAGAGAGAGACACAGAGACAGACACAUAGAGAGAGAGAGAGAGACAGACAGACAGAGAGAGAGAGAGACACAGUGAGACAGACACAUAGAGAGAGAGACACAGAGAGAGAGAGACACACAGAGAGAGAGAGAGAGAGAGAGAGAUUAAUGCAUGAGCAGGAUCGAGUGACAUACAGAAUGUAUGAAACAAUUUUUUUUUGAUUCCUCAAACAAACAUUAAAUAUCAUUGUAAUUGCUUCACAGUUGAUGCUAAUAACAAUGACGUUGAAUGGUGUAAGCUUGUAGCUUCAAAAGCAACUCAUGACGACAGACGUAUGCCGUAACAAUUUUCAGUGUGUUAUUAUGACUCAUGCCAUCAAGAUACAUGUAGUGUGGUAAAAUUGAUAUUUAUGUAACCGUUUAUUGCCGACCAUGUGGGUAAUAAAAGUUAUAUAUAGACUGCAUCAAAUAAGGGAUGUAUAAAUAUAUAGACAUCAUCCUAUUGGGAUAAACAGAAUUGUAUAUAAUAUUGUAGUCAUUAUAGCCUAUAGGGAAUACAUAAUUGACACAUUGUUGUGUAGACAUCAACCUAUGGGUAGUAUAGUACAUAAAGAAUAACUGCAAACCCAGUACCUACUGGGGGCGAGACAUAGCCCAGUGGUAAAGCGCUCGCAUGAUGCAUGGUCUGUUUCGAAUCGAUCCCCAUCAAUGGGCCCAUUGGGCUAUUUCUCGCUGCAGCC
Molecule: messenger RNA, 3712 nt
Organism: Gigantopelta aegis
Lineage: Eukaryota; Metazoa; Mollusca; Gastropoda; Neomphalida; Peltospiridae
Exons: 5
Coding region: 102-674 (190 amino acids)
Source: RefSeq, a predicted model, not a curated record